This is a messenger RNA of Asterias rubens (European starfish), 820 nucleotides long. Its product is annotated as microsomal glutathione S-transferase 1-like. The record is from RefSeq and is a predicted model, not a curated record. Gene Ontology annotation, cellular component: membrane. The transcript has 3 exons. Bases 80 to 529 code for a protein of 149 amino acids. Lineage: Eukaryota; Metazoa; Echinodermata; Asteroidea; Forcipulatida; Asteriidae.
UGCUCUGUGUAAACACCACUCGAUUUGGGUCAGCACAAAUUUAUAGAACACAAACCAGUGCACACUGCCAACGGACAACAUGGACGCCCAAUCCGUCUUGAGUUUAGACAACCCAAUAUUUCGGCUGUAUGCCACAUACGGUGCCGCAGUCACAUUGAAGAUGAUGUGCUUGUCUCUGUACGUUAGUCGUUUUAGGAUAACACGUAAGGUAUUUGCGAACUUGGAGGAUGCCUCUGGUAAGCAGAAAUACGUAAGGAAUGACGAUGAUAUCGAACGAGGUUUGAGAUGUCAUCGAAACGACCUGGAGAACGUCAUCCCCUUCCUGAUUCUGGGUUUGAUGUACGUCACUACUGACCCUAGUGUCUUCGCCGCCACGUGGCACUUUCGUGUCUUCGUAGCUUCUAGAUUCUUCCACACCGUGGCCUAUCUCACGCCUCUACCACAGCCCUGCCGGGCUCUCUCCUUUGCCAUCGGGCUCGUGGCCAACAUUUCCAUGGGGGUUCAGGUCCUCAUGAACGGCACGUUCUAGAAGAGUAAACAAGACAGUUUACAUAGCAUGUGUAAAGCGCCACUGCCCAUCAACGCAGCACACAUUACAUUGGUUAUUAAUCGUUUUAGUUUGCAUAAAUGAGUCGGAUUUUCUGAUGAAGAUAGUGAUGAGUAUAUUCCGGGGUGAGCAAAAUGAGCAUAAGUGCGACUUGAUGCAGACGAUGGGAAAGAAGUUGGGUUCCACAAUGCAUGAUGCGACUAUAGGGUGCGUUCGAUUAUCUUCCCUGGGUCAACCCCGUUCUGCCCCGGUAGGUUCGAAUAGCUUUGACGU